AUGGUGGCUAGGGAGGCAACCAAUAUCCCUCUUGAUAACCUCCACCUCAUUGGCUACAGUCUGGGUGCUCAUGUGGCAGGAUUCGCUGGGAGUCAUGCCUAUAAUAAAGUGGGCAGAAUAACUGGUCUCGACCCAGCCGGGCCAGACUUUGAGGGAGAGCAUGCUCACCACCGCCUGUCCCCAGAUGAUGCUCACUUUGUGGACGUUCUUCACACCUUCACACGGGGCUCUCUGGGAUUCAGCAUCGGCAUCCAGCAGCCUGUGGGUCAUAUGGACAUAUACCCCAAUGGAGGCAGUUUCCAGCCAGGCUGCAAUCUGCAAAGCACCCUGGAGACUAUUUCAAAAUAUGGUCUCUUUGCCAUCACUGACAUUCCCAGAUGUUCCCAUGAGCGUUCCAUUCACCUGUUCAUCGACUCCCUGGUCAACGAGCAGGAGGCCAGCAUGGCAUAUCGCUGCGGGAGCAACGAUAUGUUCGACCGCGGAAUGUGCCUCAGCUGCCGCAAGAACCACUGUAACACCGUGGGCUACAACAUCAGAAAGAUUUGCAUGACACGCAGCAUCAAGAUGUACACCAAGACCAAAGAUUCCAUGCCGUUCAGAGUCUAUCAUUACCAGCUGAAGAUCCACUUCUCCAGCAAGGUGGACAGGUCUGAGAUGGAGCCUUCACUGACAGUCUCUCUGAUUGGAACCAAAGGAGAAGUUGAAGACCUCAAGCUGACACUAAAGGAGAAGAUAACGACCAAUAAGACCCAUUCCUUCCUGUUGGUAGCGGAGAAAGACAUAGGUGACCUCCUGAUGGUAAAGUUCAAGUGGCAGGAGUCUACUAACUGGUCAGCCUCGUCCAUGCUCAAAAUGGUGUCAUCUUGGUGGUCAGGUGACUCUGCGGAUUCUGGUGGAGGUUCACAAAAUACGCAUCAGAGUCGGGGAGACACAGAAAAAGAUGUUGUUCUGCAUUAAAGGUCCUCAUGCCCUCAGUUUACAACAGGAAGUGACAUUUGUAAAAUGCUAAAUUAAUGGGAAAAAAACAUUUAAAAGGUGAUACAUAAAAAAAAAAAAAAUUAACAGCUUUAUUGCCAGUCAGGGAUCCAUUGACAAAAAUCCUGUUUGUUUUACAGAGUUAACCUCAGGAACCGCUAAUAUUGAAUGUAUGGAGCAACAGACAAUUGCCCUCCUUCCACUGCCGAAGCACUUAGAAAAAUAAUUUAAGGAUUUUGUGUUUCAAACUAUACAAAUACAUUUACACCUUGUACCUUGUAUAUAGUGUACAGAAAUGUGUUAUUACAAAUGUGUGAAUAUUUGUAUUUAUUUAUUUUUUAAGCACUGCUUUUGUGCCACAUCAACUACGAUGUGGUGCUAAAGGAUAGUGAAUGCCAUCGUCUUUGCUGAUUUUCUGGCAACCCCAAAGAGAUGGUUCUUAUACAAAGUCGUUGGUGCCUCUGAAAGAGGCCUCGAGGUACCUGCAGUUAAAACCUCAUGUGUUACCUAUGUUAUGCUUAAACUGACAGAGCAUUCACCUUUGUCGUCAUCAAUACUAUGUGAUUGUAGGAUCGGACUCAGUGUGCCUUAAAAUAACUUAUUGUCAAUGAACUUGUCUUAACCUACUGCAUGUAUUUGUUGAUACUGUAUGUAUUGUUUCAUAAUUAGUUGUAUAUUUUACAUGGUCUUUGAGACAGUAAUAUUGUGAGGUCCGAAAUGCAAAUUAUUCCCGAUAACUUUGUGAUUACAGUCAAGCUCUUGAGCAAUAAUGCAUUGACUGCUGUUUAUAUACAAGCCUUUACACUAUAUAUCAGUGGGAUAACCGUUAUUACAAUGUUAUACAAUAUUAUACCUUUUAAAACAAAAAUAAAUAAUAAUUACAUUGAUUUAUACAGAACCCUUACCUCUGUUUCAUUGCAAGUGCUUACGUGAUGUAUUUAACUGACAUGUCCAUGGUUGCUGCCGAACAAUAACUCAAAUAAUGUUCAUUUAGCUGUGGAUGCCAUUUUAUAACUGUGAACAGGUAGCUUCUCUGAAAUAAGUCAAUGAGUGGUUCUUGUAAAGUGAGUCGACAUCAACAAUAGAAACAUGACAGCCUUCCUCAGUAGACUGCACAGUUUACUUUGCAUCAUAGUUUAAGUUGCAGGUAAUAAUUGGCAGGUAAUGAGGAUAUUAGAAACAAUGUUAUUGUGAUCAUAUCUAAAUGUCAGACUAUUUUCAACAGCACUGAGUAGGCUAAUUAUAACAAAUAUUUUGAGAUCGGUAUUGUAAAUCAUUGUGACUCAUUUAAUUUCUGCCUGUUCUAUUGAGCCUGUAUAAAGGGGAAGAUGAAACACUUUUGCACUGAAAACAGGGAGGAGGUUACUAAGGCGGUUACUUGCUAAGUGCACCAUGUGUAAAUACCAUGUUGGCAUAUACUUCUAUGGUACAGAAUAUUACUAUAGAUUUUUUUUUACCCUCUUUUACCUCUGAAAGUAUAUCUGCACUCUGUUUAUACCUGUAAAUACUGUAUGUGACUAUAUACAUAUUUGAAUAAAUUGGAACUGCUA
This is a messenger RNA of Oncorhynchus gorbuscha (pink salmon), 2525 nucleotides long. It is a transcript of the gene lpl2a, whose product is annotated as lipoprotein lipase. The record is from RefSeq and is a predicted model, not a curated record. Gene Ontology annotation, molecular function: apolipoprotein binding; lipoprotein lipase activity. Gene Ontology annotation, biological process: lipid metabolic process. Lineage: Eukaryota; Metazoa; Chordata; Actinopteri; Salmoniformes; Salmonidae.